Molecule: messenger RNA, 3540 nt
Organism: Penicillium expansum
Lineage: Eukaryota; Fungi; Ascomycota; Eurotiomycetes; Eurotiales; Aspergillaceae
Product: tRNA (34-2'-O)-methyltransferase regulator RTT10
Exons: 3
Coding region: 1-3540 (1179 amino acids)
Biological process (GO): tRNA methylation
Cellular component (GO): cytoplasm
Molecular function (GO): protein binding
Source: RefSeq, a predicted model, not a curated record
AUGUCUUUAUCACUCGAGCAUAUUGAUGCUUUUCUCCCGAUAACAGCGUUGAAGACGUUUGUAUUGGGUGAUAGACGAUUCAUCUUCCAAAGUCAAGGCACGCUCUUUCGGGUGGUUGAUGAAACCACUGGUGUUGUCGCCACUCAAGUCCAGAUAUUCAAAAGAAACAAUAUUCAUGGUUUCAUUACUUUGAAUAAACGGCCACAGGAUCAUGAUUCGAGCCAUGUCCAAAUAAUAGUCUGGGGUGGUCGCUCGGUGCGAGCGGUCGACCUCUUUUUGGCCUCUGAGAAUGAAGUCAUGCUGUCGACCUCUAGUGCCGAGUUCUCUGCUCCAGAUUGGAUCAUGAGUGGGUGUGCAGCUGCUGCAGGUGGCCAUUACGGGGCAUUUUUUAUCACCGCGAACAAUGCGCUCCUAAGUCUCGAAGUGCUCAGUAGUGAGCUACCCGGGAGAAACACGACCAUAUCCAUAUAUCAGCUGGCGACAAGUGUAAAGUCUAUCCUUUACUCUGCCGAUGUGAUUGCCCUGUCUUCCUCCCAUGUCCUCAUUGCCGCUGGUACUGUCUUCGGAGAAAUCAUUGUAUGGUCGUGUUUCUUAAAUAAAACUGGAUCACACAAAACUAAUGCAAUCGGCUCCAUCCACCAUUUCUUCACGGGCCAUGACGGAUCAAUAUUCGAUGUCCGCAUCUCUCCUCAGAUCCCGUCCUUGAAUGGAGGUCAGUCUGGUAGGAUACUAGCUAGCUGCAGUGACGAUAGAACUGUGAGAAUUUGGGAUAUAUCAGAUUGUGAGCACAAAACAGCCCAAGAUCCUUCUGCCUACUCCACAGACGGGUUUGAAUUGCGAAGCACGGGCUUUGGUCCUGUUGAGGCAGGCGAGGAUAGCGUUGGAUCCGAGUCAUGUGUGGUCCAAGAAUUUGCGCACACAUCUCGGAUUUGGGGUAUCCAUUUCAGGGCCAUCGAAAAUAAUCACCAAACUCAUAUGGGGUUGGUUUCUCGUGGAGAGGAUUGCACAUGCGUUUUGUGGGACUUAAGCUGGCACUCAUCAUCCAACGGGACGACUGAGUAUCAGCUCAGGCGGACUUCUUCAAUACAAACACAUAUUGGAAAGCACAUUUGGUCUCUGGAUCUUUGCAGAGUUGGCUCUGAGACCGUGGUUUACACCGGAGGUGCCGAUGGUGCACUGAAAAGUUUCCCCAUCAAAGAGCAUGACGAUGAAUAUUUGGACAAUGGUCCUACUUCUUCUUUCCAGAAAUCGUCUAGCUUGCAAGUAAAGGCGAAGCAGAAUCCCGCGGCUGAUGGGUCGAAAGCCUUUGCAUUUGUCACCCAAGACUGCCUUCUUCGCACCUCUACACAAGGUCAGAUCCAGCUUGGAUAUCUCAACCAAGCAGAGGAGACUGCCAUUACCUGGGAGACAAUAUGUGAAACACCUGACCUUGCUUCUUUUGCCGCCCUGACUACCUUGCCCCAAAUGGGCCUAGCAUUGAUCGGGAAUUGCCGAGGAUUCAUUCGACUCUAUAAUCACACUACGAAAUCUGUCAUUAACAUCACAGACGUUGGCAACAGACUCCUUGGAUUAUUCUUCCUUCAGACUCAUUCUUCUAGGAUGGAUACACUGAAUUUUUCCAAAACAAUAAGCUUCCUUGUCUGUUAUCCUACCGGAGAAGAGAUAACACUCGUCACUGUCUCCGACUGGAACAGCGAUCAUCCAAAUUCCGAAACAACUACCUUCAGCCUACCAUCAUCGUUUGUGGUUUGCUGUGCGUCUUUUAUCUUCGAUGGCCAAUUUUUGAUUAUAGGAUCAAAAUUAGGCGCUCUUGCUAUAUACAAUACUUCCAAGGCUGAGCCCGUAUUGAUCAACCGACGUGUUCAUGGCCGGGAUUUCGUUAAUCACAUUAGCGUCGUGACAUCCGCUACCACGAGUGAUACCAUAAAAUCGGACUUUGUAUUGACCUGUGGCCGAGACGGAACUUAUUGUCUCCAUGAAUUGCAGCUUUGUGGGAACGGAACAGAUGCUAUAUCGUUACAAACAGUGCACCGUACAGCAUCUAUGACCGGUGGUAACAUCGAAGGUGCCUAUUUCGAUAAAGCGACUGGUGAUUUCAUGUUGUACGGAUUCAGAUCCCAAGAUUUCGUCCUGCGAAAUGAGUCGAAGCUGACGGAUGUCGUAUCCAUUGCUUCAGGCGGCUUUCGCCGAGGCUGGGGCUUCAUUCCAGGAGACAUCAAUAACAAUGCUGUCUUCACUUGGAAAGACGGAGUCUCUUUCAUGACUACUCGCGUACGAGCUGGUGCUAGUACUUUGCUUCGAGCUGGAGGUCACGGACGGGAAAUCAAAGCGAUGGAUGUUUUCAACCCUACCGAUGGAGAUCGACCUCUGUUUGCAACUGGUGCAGAGGAUACUACUGUUCGUCUUUUCACGCCGACAUCCUCAUUAGCUGCUAGUCCGUGGGGUAGCUUUGAGUGUCUACGCGUCUUAGAUACACAUAGGUCUGGGAUUCAGCAGGUGACCUGGUCCAAGGAUGGAAGAUACCUGUUCACCAGUGCUGCAUACGAAGAGUUUUUCGUGUGGAGAGUCCGCACUAUUCCCAUAUUCGGGGUUGCCACGAAAUUGAUGGCUGCUAGCCCGAAGGACGACGUGAACUCAGAUCUCCGGAUACUUAGUUUCGAUUUACUGGAAGUGGAGGAAGUUGAUGGAGAGCAGGGUUUCCUCCUGUGCCUUGCUCUUUCCAACUCUGUUUUCAAGAUAUUCCACUUUUCGGCAUCUAACGGGGGCCAAUUCACUCUGCUGGCUCGUGGUAAAUACAUGACUAAUUGUUUGACUCAAGCCCACUUCUUGGUCAUGAGCUCGUCCGUGAGCCUUAUCACCGCAGCAACUGAUGGCUACUUCACACUAUGGGAUCUAACAAGCACACUUGAACCAUUUUACACAAUCACACAAUCCAUUUUGAAGGCCAAGCACCCCUUCGACGGCUCUUCCAUCUCACCAGAAAACAUCACAUGCGAAAAUCGAUAUCAGAUUCAUUCCAACAGCAUCAAGGGGAUGGAACUGGUUCCUAUCUCUGAUACAGCCACUGUCAUUGUGGCUGGAGGCGAUGAUAACUCUCUCUCCGUGUCCCUCCUACGAACACAUCCAUCAGACAAUGGCACAAAUGCACAGGUAGCUACGGUCUCUAUCCCUGAUGCACACGCUGCGGCAGUUACCACGGUCAAAAUCCUCAACCAACAAAUCUCUCGUGAUGUUACAUCAAACGCAGAAUCUAUUAAAAUCACAGUGGCAUCCUCUGGCAACGACCACCGAGUCAAAGUCUGGUCAAUCACCGUGGACCCUACACAACCUGGUACGCAGGGGAUUAUCGUGGGAUUCGUACUAGAUACAUACAGCGCUGUGGCUGACAUAUCAUCAUUGGGACUUGUCCAUGGGCCUGGGAAUAGCGUCCCAGCAGUGAGCCAAGUACCUGGGUCGGAAAUCAAUCAAUCGCGAUUGGUUGUGUGCGGUGUGGGCAUGGAGAUGUUUGCUGCCGAAUCGGAUCGAGCAUUACCUGUGUGA